This is a messenger RNA of Telopea speciosissima, 4754 nucleotides long. RefSeq names its product protein SHORT ROOT IN SALT MEDIUM 1-like. The transcript has 22 exons. Bases 46 to 4398 code for a protein of 1450 amino acids. NCBI's taxonomy places the organism in Eukaryota, Viridiplantae, Streptophyta, Magnoliopsida, Proteales, Proteaceae. The record is from RefSeq and is a predicted model, not a curated record. Gene Ontology annotation, cellular component: nucleus. Gene Ontology annotation, molecular function: calcium ion binding. Gene Ontology annotation, biological process: regulation of DNA-templated transcription.
UCAUUUUUGUGAUUCCUGCGGUUUCUGCUUCUCCAGUAGACAAAAAUGUAUUCCUCUAGAGGGGGUAACGCUUACGGGCAGCAGUCAUAUGCGGCAAAACAGGCAUAUGGGCAAAAUUCUGGACCUUCUUAUUCUGGAAGUUCAGUUGUAGGCCCUGAUGGAGGGUCUCAACUUUCUGUUCCUUCUCGGCAUUUGUCUCUGCUUGGUGCUUCCCAAGAAGCAGAUGUUGGUGGAUAUAGAGCCCAUCCUUCAGCUGCUGCCCACUAUGGGGGACAAUAUGGUGCUGUUUAUGGCUCAUCUGCUUUGAGUACUGCUCAGCAGGUUGCCACAAUGAGUGGCAAAUUAGCCGGUUCGUCUGGCCUUCAAGGUCGUGGUGGUUAUGGAUCAACUAUGGCAGAGUCCCCUAAGUUUGCAUCUAGUGACUAUGUCCCGUCGUCAAGCCAUGGGUAUGGUCACAAAGGUGAUCAAUUCUCCUCAGGGAAGAUUUCUGAUUAUUCUUCAUUGGACAGACGACAGUAUGUUGACCAUCAAAGUGCUUAUAUUGAGAGGGAGUUGCAAAGUGAGUCAAGUAGACGGUUCACUGAUCCUGUUGGUCUUGGUCAGCCUGAGAUUUUCGAUCAUAUUGAUCAGGCAUCAUUGCUACGACAACAACAAUUACUGAAAGCUCAGUCUCUACAAUCUGCUCCUAUAGAUGGGGUUGCUAGCAUACACAUUUCUGGCAGAGCAAGUGAUUAUCUUGCAGCAAGGGAUGCUGCUAUUCGUCAUGCAACCCAAGAUUUUAGCUCCUAUGGUGGAAGAAUGGAUUCUGAUCCUCGCAAUUUAUCAAUGCUUAAUGCUUCUUAUGAUGGAAAAAAUCCGCCAUCAAUCCUCGGUGCAGCUCCUCGGAGAAAUAUUGACGAUCUCAUGUAUGCACAAGGUUCAAGUUCAGGUUAUGGUGUGAGCCUGCCUCCUGGUCGAGACUAUGCCACUGGAAAAGCACUUCGAGGUGCUUCGCCUGAGUCUGAUUAUCCAAGUAGUGUGUUGUCACGUGGUGGGCAUACAAGCCUUGGAGGAUCCAGGAUUGAUGAAAGAAAGGAAGACAGGAUUGGGCUUCGUCGGGAGCUUGAGAUAAGGGAGGAGGAGCGUCGUAGGGAGCACAUGCGAGAGAGAGAGAAAGAGCGAGAAAGGGAGAAGGAGCGGGAGCGGGAGCGGGAACGAGAAAGAGAAAGAGAGCGUGAAAGGGAACGCCUUCUGGAGCGCCGGAAGGAGAGAGAAAGAGAACGCAAACGUGGGCUUGAACUUAGGCGUGAACGGACUACACCAAAGAUCAUUAGGGACCGACACGGUUCCUCACUGUUGAGGAAUGCGAGACCUAAACAACGAGAUUCUCCCCGUCACGAGGCUUUGCAUAGGCAUCGUACACCUGUUAAAGAAAAAAGGAGAGAGUAUGUCUGCAAGGCUUACCCAUUCUGCGUUGUGGAUGUUGAAAGGGAUUAUUCAUCCGUAAGUAAGCAAUAUCCAAAGUUGUCAAUUUCUCCAGAGUUCUCCAAGGUUGUGGUUUACUGGCCAAAGGAGAAUCUGAAGCUUUCGUUACAUACUCCUGUCAGCUUUGUGCAUGAUCUUGUUGAAGUAGAGGGCAGAGCUGAGCAGCAGGAGUCUUCCACUGAACCAUUAGCUGAAGAAUCGAGGAAGUCAAAGUGUGAAAAUAUAGUGUGGAAUGCCAAGGUGGUUUUGAUGAGCGGUAUCAGUAAAGAUGCCUUGGAGGAGCUAUCUUCUGAUAACAGUUCUGAUGACCGAAUACCACAUUUAAAUAACAUCUUGAGGUUCGCCAUUCUCAGACAAGACCGUUCCUUUAUGGCAAUUGGAGGCCCUUGGGAUGUUCUUGAUGGUGGGGACCCAUCGGUUGAUGAGUCGUCCUUGAUUCAGACGGCUCUUAGAUGUGCAAAGGAUUUAGCCCAACUUGAUUUACAUAACUGUCGGCAUUGGAAUCGUUUCCUUGAGAUACACUAUGAGAGAGUUGGCAAGGAUGGGCUGUUUAGCCAUAAAGAGGUUACUGUACUGUUUGUUCCAGAUCUAUCAGACUGCCUACCUUCCUUGGAAGAGUGGAGAGACCAAUGGAUGGCACACAAGAAGUCCAUAGCUGAGAGAGAGCAUCAGCUUGCUUUGAAAAAAGAGGUGUUCAAGAAGGCCAUAGCUGAGAAAGAGCGUCAGCUUGCUUUGAAAACUGAGAAGAAAUCUGGUGAGAAGAAAGAAGUGGUUAAAGGGGAUCAAAGUCACAGUAAACCAGAUAAGAGCACUGAUUCCAACAAAAAUGCAAAUGCUGAAGGUAGUUCAAAAAAAGAGGGAAAAGAGGAAGAGAAAGCAUUACAUAUUACAGCCUCCGAAAAAGCAGUUGAUGUAAACAAAACCAAGAAGGAUGCUGGUGAUGAAAUUGAAGUAAAUGCCACUGUGGGAGAUGUUGCAGGUGACAGGAAAAUUGGAGGGAAAGAUGGAGAAGCCAGUGGGGAAGACAAGCAUGUUGAAGAGGAACAAGACAAAACUUCUGUUGCCCAAGUAACUGUGGUUCAGAAACCUGGGAAAAAAAAAGUUGUGAAAAAGGUUGUUAAACCAAAGGCUGCUGAUAAGAAAGGUGGCAUGGAGGAUACUGUCAGCAAACAAAAUGAGAAGCUUGACGGGAAAGAUGUUGGAGACAAGCAAGUUAAACCAGAAAAUAGUGUUCAACAGGAUGAGAGUUCUGCUGAUCCCUCUGGCGUUAAAACUUUUACUAGAAAGAAAAUUAUAAAAAAAGUUACUGUUGGGAGGACCUCUCAGAAGGGAAACAAAGGAGGAACUUCUGGUGACCAGGAAGCUGGGGUGAAAGCUGAGAAAGAAGUGGACAGUCAAGAAGAUAGUGUGAAGGGUAAGGUAUAUCCCAAUGAUCCUUCUUCUGUGCAGGAAACUGGUGUGAAAACAGUUGUAAAAAAGAAAAUCAUUAAGAGGGUGCCUAAACGGAAGGCUACCAGCACUGGAGAUAAGGGUGGUGAUGUGGAAAACAAGAAAGAUGGUGACAAGGAUGACAAUAAGAUGACCAAAAAAGGAAGUGAAACAGAGAAUGUGACUGAAGUAGUUGCAAAUACAGACAAGCAGGUGGCUGAGGUAAACAAAUCAGAGAAGAAAAAUAGUCCCAAAAUAGAAACAAGUAAAAAGUCUCUUGAGGUGCGAGGUGAUGGUGUUGCAAAUUCCAGUGAGAGAGAAAUCAAGCCAGAAAAAGAGGGUAAAAAGGAGGACAAGGAAGCAGAUAAUAAAAAGGAGCCUGGAGCUAAAGUGGAGGCUGGGGUUUCAAAGGAAAAGGUUCCUAGUAAGGAUAGUCAUGAUGGCAAGAAGGAAAGGAUGAAAAAUGAAAAGGAAAAAAGUAACAGAGAUGGAAAAGAUGAAUCCAGGAGCAAGCCAAGUAAAGAAUUGAAAGAGAAUGAAAAUCCUGAGGAACCUCCCCAGCAUCCUGGCAUGUUUCUAAAAACCAAAUGGAAUGAAGAGCCUAAGCUUCGUUCGUUGUCACUUUCAUUGGACUCACUCUUGGAUUACAGUGACAAAGAUAUUGAGGAAUCAACGUUUGAGCUUUCAUUAUUUGCGGAGUCACUGUAUGAAAUGCUUCAGUACCAAAUGGGUUGUCGUAUUUUGGUUUUUCUUCAGAAACUGCGACCAAGAUUUGUGAAGAAAAGAAAUCAACGAAAAAGAUCACGCAAUGACAACCCGGAGAAAGAAAAUGAUGAGGACAAGGCUUUGAGGAAGCGGUCUAAGACAACUGGUGAACCUUCUGUGGAGAAUGAAUCUGCAAAACCUGAAGAGCCAGAUGCUCCUAAUCCAGAUGGUGAAGAAACAAUGGCCAAGGAAGGGGAUGCUACCGCAGAUGUGGCUGAGGAGUCCAAGGUGGAGAAUGAAACAGAUGAUGAGGUAGAAGAAGAUCCAGAGGAAGAUGUGGAUGAAGAUGAGGAAAUGAAGGAUGUUAGCCCACAGAAUGACUCACCUACAGAGUUUGUUCUGCAGGCUGGUGAUGCAGAGGCUGAUCCCAAGGAAUCGAGUGAUGUUAAGGAUGAAGUGAAGGAGUGUGCGGAGGAGCAGAAGGCGGGGGAGAAGAUUGUUGAGACAGAGGUUAGGUCUGAUCAGGAUAAAAUAGAAAAAGAUAAAGAUGUAGAGAUGGAGACAGAUAAGAAUGCAAAUCCAGUUGUCAACAAAGAAUUAUUGCAGGCUUUCAGAUUUUUUGAUCGAAAUCGGGUGGGCUUUCUCAAGUUUGAGGAUCUGAGAUUGGUUCUUAAUAAUUUGGGAAAGUUCCUAACCCCCAGGGAUGUAAAGGAACUUGUGCAGAGUGCACUUUUUGAGAGCAACAGAGGGAGGGAUAAUCGCAUACUUUACAAUAAGCUGGUGAGGCUAUCUGACAUUUGAUUUGAUAGUGUAGGUAGGUACUCAACAAUAAUUUUUUAAAGCCGUCUGCAAUUUGAGAUUACUUGGAUCCUUGUGGUAAUUUUUAUGCAAGUUUGUGGGUAAGAGGAUAAAGAUUUUCAGAUAUUUUCUUUGUCAACCCCGUUUUCUGCUCAAGGCCCUUACAGGAGUAGAGGAGAUUCUUCAAUUAUACUUGAUAUAUAAUUUUUUCUUUAUCCCCUUAAAUUAUCAUUACUUUUCUUCUUUCUUUGUACUCUUUGAUUUGCACAAAAAUCAGUGUUUCUUGUGUUAGUGAGUAAUUGAAGUUUCAGCCAUUGUAUUAUAAUUGCUUGCAAUGUAUCGUGCUGCAUGCCUUCAUC